UUCUGUUUUCCCAAGUUGACUAUUUGAAUAGUCUGCUGCUUCUAUCACGUAUUCUACUCCAGAGUUCAACCCAGUUACCCAGAUCGAUAGGAUGGCAACCACUGAGGCUCCAAAGACGAUCUACUCCUUCACUGUCAAGAAUGUUAAGGGGAAUGAUGUAGAGCUUGGCAUUUACAAGGGUAAAGUUCUGCUCAUUGUCAAUGUUGCUUCCAAAUGUGGACUGACAAACUCAAACUAUACCGAGCUGAAUCAACUCUACGAAAAGUAUAAAGAUCAAGGAUUCGAGGUGCUGGCUUUUCCUUGCAAUCAGUUUGGUGCACAGGAACCGGGAAAUAAUGAAGAGAUUGAAGAGUUUGUCUGCACUCGUUACAAAUCAGAGUUUCCGAUAUUUGACAAGAUUGAAGUAAAUGGUGAUAACACUGCUCCACUGUACAAGUUUUUGAAGUCGGGCAAAUGGGGUUUCUUUAAAGAUGAUAUUCAAUGGAACUUUUCCAAAUUUCUAGUUGACAGAGAUGGGAAAGUUGCUGAUCGUUAUUACCCUACAACUGCCGCCCUUAGUCUUGAGCAUGGCAUAAAGACCCUGUUAGGAGUUUCAUGAAUGAUGAAAUAUGAAGGUUUCAACGAUGUCACAACACAGUUAAGUGAGUUAAGCGGUAUGCAUCUGCUUGCCUUCAUGUAUGAAAAAAAAUGUAAACGCUUGUUCUGUGUCUUCAAGACUUGUUAAUAUUCCAACUAAUGAAACAAGUUAUAUUCCUCGUGGGGAUGAUACAGAUGAUUUUAACGAUCAUCUUAUCUGCCUGUUUCAUAAAGAAGCACAUUGU
This is a messenger RNA of Argentina anserina (silverweed cinquefoil), 821 nucleotides long. RefSeq names its product probable phospholipid hydroperoxide glutathione peroxidase. The coding region runs from base 92 to 598 and encodes 168 amino acids. The transcript has 6 exons. Gene Ontology annotation, molecular function: glutathione peroxidase activity. The record is from RefSeq and is a predicted model, not a curated record. Gene Ontology annotation, biological process: response to oxidative stress. NCBI's taxonomy places the organism in Eukaryota, Viridiplantae, Streptophyta, Magnoliopsida, Rosales, Rosaceae.